Molecule: messenger RNA, 1197 nt
Organism: Didymodactylos carnosus
Lineage: Eukaryota; Metazoa; Rotifera; Eurotatoria; Philodinida; Philodinidae
Source: the annotation of a GenBank genome assembly
AUGUUGGAAACCAUAGUUCUCCGUGUACAAUGCGUUGUUGAUGAUAAAGAUCACCAUCUUCUGUCAAGUGUUAUGAUGAAGCAAGCAUUAGUAAAAGACUUUCGAAUUUGCGAUGAUUAUUUACAGUUUCAGAACCAUUUAAAAGAGUUUCGUCGAUUGGAUGAUCAAAUAUUUAAUACGCUGAACACGACUGUUUUAACGUCCACAUUUCGUUCUAGAGGAUCAAAUCCUACUCAAACAUGUCACGAUCUAUUUGAUGAAAUAAACAGACGUUCUGUAUAUCGUGAUGAACUUAUCGACGCUUGUCUGAGUCAUACGAAUGAUUUAUUAAAUGAAAAGAAUUUAGAUGAAAUCAAACGUAAAACUCUUUUAUAUCAACGCCGACAGAUUCAAAGUGAAAAAAAUAUCGAAAAAAUUAUUAGUGAUAACACUGAAAAGGGUGUAGCAGAAGCUGGUCUAUUUCCCGGUGUUAUUUUUUAUAUGACAUUAUGGUAUACUAGACGUGAGCAAACAAUUCGAAUGGCUAUUUUCUACUCGGCAUCUGUUAUUUCGGGAGCAUUUGGCGGAAUUUUGGCGUAUGGAAUAAUGCAAAUGCACAAUAAAGGAAAUUUACGUGGAUGGCAAUGGAUAUUUAUUGUCGAAGGCAUACCAACUGUUCUUCUUGCAAUUGCAGCAUAUUUUUAUCUUCCAAAUUCUCCAUCUUCCGCGAAAUGGCUUGAUGAAUCUGAGCGUGUGGUACUCACUGAACGUUUGAUACAAGAUGCUGGUUCAUCUCAUGACACAAAAUUUUCUUGGAGACAAGUGCUAAGCGCCUUCAGUGACUACUAUGUUUAUCUCUACGCUCUAAUGUAUAUUAGUUGUUGCACUCCGGCUUAUUCAAUGUCACUUUUUUUACCUACGAUUAUUAAUAGUAUGGGUUACACAAAAUUAUCAGCACAAGGCUUAUCAGCAUAUCCUUACUUGAUAUAUCGGGCCAAUGAUGCUCCUUUUUAUCGUCGUGGUCAUUCAAUAGCACUCGGUUUUAGUUGUCUAUUGUUUAUCUCAUCUCUAAUAACAAAAUGCUUACUAAUCAGGGAAAAUAAACGACGAGAAAAUCUUACACAGGAACAAUAUCAGAUGGAAACAUCGAAAACGAAUUUAGCUGAUUGGAUUCGAGAUAAAAUUGAAAUGAUCAAAAUGGUUGGAAAACUUUCUUAA